This is a messenger RNA of Xiphophorus maculatus (southern platyfish), 2539 nucleotides long. RefSeq names its product B-cell scaffold protein with ankyrin repeats-like. Bases 34 to 1854 code for a protein of 606 amino acids. Gene Ontology annotation, molecular function: signaling receptor binding; protein tyrosine kinase binding. The record is from RefSeq and is a predicted model, not a curated record. Gene Ontology annotation, biological process: negative regulation of phosphatidylinositol 3-kinase/protein kinase B signal transduction; negative regulation of B cell activation; B cell activation. Lineage: Eukaryota; Metazoa; Chordata; Actinopteri; Cyprinodontiformes; Poeciliidae. The transcript is spliced from 15 exons.
GUGAGACCUGCCAACAGGAGCAGUUCUGUAGAAAUGAGCCGCACAGAGAAACUGCUCAUCAUCUAUGAGACGGAGGCGAAGCAGUGGGCCACCUACCUUCAGUCAGCCUUCACCGGGCAAAUCCCAGAGGAUGGCAUCUGCUGCUACGAUGUCAACACGCCGUCCAGAAAAGACGACUUUGUCAGGUUGUCUCGCUACGCCUGCAAGCUGCUGAUCCUUUCCAAGGGGAUGCUGGAAGGUCUUCACCACAUGAGGCGCUUCUUCCUGUCCAGGGUGCUGAGUCCUGCAGCCUGUGUGGUGGUUCUGCUGUGUGGCGUGGACAGUCUGACCCCGCUGCUGGACCGGGUGCCCAUCAACGGUGACGAGUGCCUGCAGAUCUCCUGCAAGCAAGACGCUCCAGAGUAUGUGAGCAAUGUGAUGGAUAUUAUACAAAAAGGUGGAUCAGCAAUGGCAGCAAAUGUGAACCCCAGGACACACAGACCAUCUGGAUCCAGGGACGAGGAGAUGCAGUCAUCUGGAGCCGACAGGGUCAAAUCCAGGGUUCUUAUCACUCCCUCCAGGAUUCCCUGUGGGAGUUCAUCGGAGGUUUUCGUACUCCUGACAAAUGACUUGGCAGCCUGCGACUGCGAGGUCGAGUUCAAGGCAGAGAGGAAGAUAGAGAGAGUGAAGCCUGUCUGCUGGAGUGAGCGCAUCCUGUGUGUCAGUACACCAGCUGAUUUUCCUGCUGGAAAUGUAAGCAUGACUAUCUACAGUGGUGGAAAAACCCUCACCAGCUCUAAACUGCAGUACUACACAAGAAUUGAAGAACUCACCCAUCUUCUGUCAAGUGUGACAGACCCUGUAGAGUUCAUGUGUCAGGCUCUUCAGGCUUGCUCUGUGGAAAAGUUGGAUCAGAAGUUGUCUUCCAUGCUGCUAGAGCUGAUGCCCACAGGAGGCUUUCAGGGACUGCAAGUAGAAAACACACAAGAAAGAGCAGAGGUCCACCAUGGGGACAUGCCCUCACUCCUCCACUUCGCCGCUCGGUAUGGAUUCAGGAGCGUCUCGGGUCUGCUCCUGCAGUGUCCGGGCGCUGAACGAGCUCUGCGCAUGGCUAAUCAACACGGACAGACUCCUGCAGAGAUCGCCAAAAGUCACGGCCAUAAAGAGCUUCACGUCAUUCUAAAGGAAAAGCUGAAGGUGCUUGGCUCAGGCGACGACAACAGUGUGUAUGAAAUGAUGUGCAAUGCAAGCAAACAGAGAAAAUCUGAGGGGGAGGACGAGGAUCUCUACACGCCACUCGAGGUGAACGACGAAUCGAAUUCCAACUUCAAAUCUGAAAAGACCUUAGACCUUACCAACCGUCCGCCAGCACCCACACCCAGGCCUGAGUGCAUGCAGCUGAAAGAGGGCAGAACCCCAUACAUUGCACAAGUGUUUAAAAAGAAGAAAAUACCCGGGGGGGACACUGAUGUGUAUUCACUUACAUCUAAGCAGGCUCAAAGACAAGAAGGCAGCGCCUCUGGCACCUACGAUACCUUCGUACCCAAUAAGAUGCAGCUUGAGCAGCUGGCGGAGCUCCAGCAGAGGAAAAAGACCGAUUCGCUCUCUAUGGACAAGGCUCUCAAUCACAUCAGCGACCAGCAGCAGCAGGUCCAAAAGAGCGCGGUUAACAGGCAGGAGGAUAAGCUGAGUCACCUGAGAGCCGGCGUCAUCAACAACAGAGACGACUGUGUGUACGAUAAAAUCAACAAUGUUCACCUUACACCAAGCUAUCAGGUGAAUGAGAGUCGCAGAGAAAACCAACCGUCUGACUCUGGGUUUUAUACAAAGCCACUAAAAGAGCAGCAGAGCUUUCGGAGAGCUGACAAACAGUGAACGUACAUGUCAACAUUAUUAACGCGAUAAAAAUAUUUUUCCGAAUUACGCUUCUCUUCUUUAUGUGAACAUCCAAUAAAACCAAAGUUUUCUGUUUUAGUUUCUAUUCUAUGGGAAUUGGCCAGUUUCUGAAAAAGGAAAUCACACCCCACUGACUUCAGUUUUUACAUUUUCUGUAUGCAUCCAGGGUUUUUUGGAUUUGUUUGAAUUUAGAUUUUUUUUGUACACUUUAGGUUAGAUUUAAAGGAUUUCAGAACCUAGUAAUGGACCAUUGAUGUAUUUAUUCAAACCCUAUAUUUAUUAGAGGGCAUACCUUAUUUUUUUUACCAUGACUAUACAGUCCUUAAAAAGUAUUAAGAAGUCACAAUUACAAAGGUUAGAUCCCACGAUGAAACCGCCACUGUUACAUUAUGUCACAUUAUUUUAGAAGAACUCACUAUAGCUGUGGUAUUUAUGUAAAUCAAGUAAAGGUAAAGAUAAAAAAAUAAAUAAAGGUAAUUUUAUUUUCAGAUCUUUGCACAGCAGAUUUUUAUGCUGCUGUAUAAAAAUAAGCCUCUUCUGUCAAAUUUAAAUGUCUUUUACAAGUGUUAGAAAAGUCAGUAGUAGUUAUCUUGACUUCUGAAUGGAUUUUAAUGAAGUUUGUCUCCUUGUAUAUAAAUUGUGGCAUUUAAUUACGCAUCAUUUC